Strigops habroptila (Kakapo) is the source of this 905-nucleotide messenger RNA. It is a transcript of the gene COPE, whose product is annotated as COPI coat complex subunit epsilon. NCBI's taxonomy places the organism in Eukaryota, Metazoa, Chordata, Aves, Psittaciformes, Psittacidae. Bases 54 to 905 code for a protein of 283 amino acids. Gene Ontology annotation, cellular component: COPI vesicle coat. The transcript has 9 exons. The record is from RefSeq and is a predicted model, not a curated record. Gene Ontology annotation, molecular function: protein binding; structural molecule activity. Gene Ontology annotation, biological process: endoplasmic reticulum to Golgi vesicle-mediated transport; retrograde vesicle-mediated transport, Golgi to endoplasmic reticulum; intra-Golgi vesicle-mediated transport.
CGCGGCUCCCGGCAGCCUCCGUGGCUGCUUCCGGAGACGUGUCUGCGGGGGCAAUGGCGGUCGCGGGCCCCGCCGGGCAGGCCGCGGAUGCGGACGAGCUCUUCGACGUGAAGAACAGCUUCUACAUCGGCGCCUACCAGGCCGCCAUCAACGAGGCGCAGCGCGUCAAGGCGUCCAGCCCGGAGAAGGAAGUGGAGAGGGAUGUGUUCUUGUUCCGAGCCUACAUUGCCCAGAGGAAAUAUGGUGUUGUCCUGGAUGAAAUUAAAGCCAGUGCUAGUCCUGAGCUCCAGGCAGUGAGGAUGUUUGCAGAGUAUCUUUCAAACGAGAGUCAGAGGGAUGCAAUUGUUGCUGAUCUGGACAAGAAAAUGGCAAAAAGCGUUGAUGUGGCCAACACCACUUUCUUGCUGAUGGCUGCUUCCAUCUAUUUCCAUGACAAAAACCCGGACGCGGCUCUGCGCACUCUGCACCAAGGGGAGAGCCUGGAGUGCAUGGCCAUGAUGAUACAGAUUCUUCUGAAGCUUGACAGGCUUGAUCUGGCUCGCAAGGAACUUAAAAAGAUGCAGGAGCAAGAUGAGGAUGCAACUCUGACUCAGCUGGCAACUGCCUGGGUGAACCUGGCCAUCGGUGGUGAGAAGUUACAAGAUGCUUAUUACAUCUUCCAAGAGAUGGCAGACAAAUGCUCCUCCACCCUGCUGCUGCUUAACGGGCAAGCAGCCUGCUACAUGGCCCAGGGCAAGUGGGACGAUGCGGAGGGAGUGCUUCAGGAGGCUCUGGACAAGGACAGUGGCCAUCCUGAGACCCUGAUCAACUUUGUGGUCCUGUCGCAGCACUUGGGCAAACCCCCGGAGGUGAGACCUGAGAACGACUUUGACCGGCUGGCUGUGCAGUACGCCCCCAGCGCCUGA